Messenger RNA from Phacochoerus africanus (Common warthog), 5043 nucleotides. RefSeq names its product zinc finger and BTB domain containing 26 (gene ZBTB26). Bases 874 to 2196 code for a protein of 440 amino acids. The record is from RefSeq and is a predicted model, not a curated record. The transcript has 3 exons. Gene Ontology annotation, biological process: regulation of transcription by RNA polymerase II. Gene Ontology annotation, cellular component: nucleus. Lineage: Eukaryota; Metazoa; Chordata; Mammalia; Artiodactyla; Suidae. Gene Ontology annotation, molecular function: RNA polymerase II cis-regulatory region sequence-specific DNA binding; protein binding; DNA-binding transcription factor activity, RNA polymerase II-specific.
UAGUCGGAUUCAUUAACCACUGAGCCACGACAGGAACUCCGCUUUUGCCAAUUUCUUUACUGAUAUAAUCCCUGUAUCUCCUAGAUUUUACCUUUUCAUUUGAUAUUUACCAUAUUUUCUCUAGUGCUAAAUUUGACUUUCUACAUCCCUCCUCUCUCAUCUUCAUUGUUCAUUAUUCAUUAUCUGCCAUACAGGGGAAAACUAAAUAUAUUUUAACAUGCUUGUACCUUACCAGUUUCCCCUCCUAAGUUUCACGUCUUUUUCAAUGACAUUUUAAUUCAGCUGAACUCCUAAAUGGAACCUUUACACAUUACUUUUCUUCAUUUUCUUUCUCCAGUUAUUGUUUUUUGAAAUAUCUUUUGUUAUUUUUCCUUGCUCCUUAUUCCCCUUUCCAUUCCUGUCUGUGGUCUCAUGGCCUCACAUCUAUAAUGCUUAUGCAAGACACUGAUCUGGUUUUCUUAAUGGCAAAUCUUCCUACUUACUGCUGUCAAUUGAAUCUUCUAGAUUCAACAAAUAUAAAUUGAGCAUCUGCAGUGUAUUUAGUACAGUAUUACUAAAUAUUGGGAUGGGAAUACAUACCAGUUUGAACAGAAGAGGGUUUGGCCAGUGAUGUGGCUGCAUUAAGUAGAAUUUGAAGGCAAAGGAAAAAGUAUUUUGCCCCAAAAGAUGCAGGUCCCCAGCAUCAGCCCAAUGGAAUGGAUGGACAUGAUUCCUUCAAAUACCAUGAAGCUUACAAUGUGGAGGGGAAGAGUGACGCAUGGGAAGCCAAAUUAUCAGAAAAUCGUUUGGAGAGCAUGGAGUCAGAACAUGGGGACAUUAUCUAAAGGAAUUGCUACAUGAAGAGACAAAUACACAGGGUUUUGGUCUGCCAAAAUGUCUGAAAGAUCAGAUCUCCUUCACUUCAAGUUUGAAAAUUAUGGAGAUUCAAUGUUACAAAAAAUGAACAAGUUAAGAGAAGAGAAUAAAUUUUGUGAUGUUACAGUUCUCAUAGAUGAUAUUGAGGUACAGGGGCAUAAAAUUGUGUUUGCUGCAGGUUCCCCCUUCUUAAGAGACCAGUUUUUACUGAACGAUUCCAGAGAGGUGAAAAUCUCCAUAUUGCAGAGUUCCGAAGUGGGGAGACAAUUGCUCUUAUCCUGUUAUAGUGGUGUGCUGGAAUUCCCUGAGAUGGAGCUGGUUAAUUACUUGACUGCUGCGAGCUUUCUUCAGAUGAGCCACAUUGUAGAACGGUGCACGCAGGCCUUGUGGAAGUUUAUAAAGCCAAAACAACCAAUGGAUAGUAAAGAGGGAUGUGAACCGCAGAGUGCUUCUCCCCAGUCAAAAGAACACCAGGGAGAUGCCAGAGGCUCCCCAAAGCAGAACUCACCUUGUAUUCAUCCAUCUGAAGACAGUAUGGAUAUGGAGGACAGUGAUAUUCAGAUUGUUAAGGUAGAAUCUAUUGGGGAUGUAUCAGAGGUUAGAAGUAAAAAAGAUCAGAACCAGUUUAUUUCCUCUGAACCCACUGCUUUACAUUCAUCAGAGCCCCAGCACUCCCUGAUAAAUUCAACUGUGGAAAACAGAGUAAGUGAAAUAGAACAAAACCAUCUCCACAAUUACGCCCUCUCUUACACAGGCAGUGAUAUCAUCAUGGCCUCAAAAGAUGUCUUUGGGCCUAAUAUUCGAGGUGUAGACAAAGGCCUACAGUGGCACCACCAAUGCCCAAAGUGUACCAGGGUGUUUCGUCACCUGGAGAACUACGCCAACCACUUAAAAAUGCACAAACUCUUUAUGUGUCUACUCUGCGGCAAGACUUUUACUCAGAAAGGCAACCUUCAUCGACACAUGCGUGUGCAUGCCGGCAUUAAACCUUUCCAGUGUAAGAUCUGUGGGAAAACCUUUUCUCAGAAGUGUUCCUUACAGGAUCAUCUUAACCUUCACAGUGGAGAUAAGCCCCAUAAAUGUAACUAUUGUGACAUGGUUUUUGCACAUAAGCCAGUUUUGAGGAAACACCUUAAACAGCUACAUGGCAAAAACAGCUUUGAUAAUGCCAAUGAAAGAAAUGUGCAAGACCUCACAGUGGAUUUUGAUUCUUUUGCAUGUACAACAGUCACAGACUCUAAAGGGUGUCAGCCACAGCCUGAUGCAACACAGGUCAUGGAUGCAGGUAAACUGGCCCAAGCUGUCCUGAACUUAAGGAAUGAUAGUACUUGUGUGAAUUGAGCAGGGGCUUUAUGCUCACAACUAGAACUGACUGCAAAAGUGGCAAUAGUCUGAGUCUUUUUAGGAGUGAUUUUGCUAACUUGACUUCUCCAAAGCCUCUGUGCAGGUUGUAGGGGUAAGUCAAAGCACUAACAGACCAGGCAACUUGCCACUCGGAGUGGUCUUGUCUUCCUUUUGCCCUCUCCCAUGUUCUGUUUUGAAUUAUUUAUCCUGUGAUACCUGUUUUCCUUUCCCAAGGAGUGUUCCAUUUGUCUACCUAACAUUGACUUAUGUCUUAGAAUGACAAUAUUUUAGGUUUUUCACUGGGCACAUUCUGAAGGUACCAACAUGUUAAUAACAUCACCUCCACUCCACUAAUAGAUGCCAUGCUAAGAAAAGCGAAUCAUAUUUUUCUUUGGCAGAACAUAAGCUGAGAUAUAAGGUGAUAUUGCUAUUGGCCUGAAUAUGUGAUAGAACCUCCAGUUGCCUACUGAUAAUUCAUCUGUGUCUGAUAAAUGAAUGAAUCUGCUUCCUACAAUUUGAAGGGAAUCACCAUGGGGAGCAUAAUCAACAAAGGAUUGUUGUAGGUCUUCCCAAAAAGAAGCCAAUGCUUUUAAUUAAUAUGUAAUUUACUUGUUGAUGCUUUCGAAGUCUGGAUUGCUCCAGGCACACUUAAAGUGUGCUGACAUAUAAUGGUCUCUCUAAAAAGGGGCUAUUUGGGAGUUAGUCUCUGGACUUUGUUUUAGAAGUUAGCCAUCGGUAAGGUGAGUCUGGGCCUUCAGUUUUGUCCAGUGUAUAGUAAUAGCCUCUGAAUUGUCAUUUCCUUGUGUACCUUAACUUCUAAAGUGGAUGAAAAAAGUGGGUCACAGAAGGAGCAAUCAGGUUUUUGCAUUUAGAUAUUCCUAUAAAGGUACAUAGUCCCACCUGUCAUGUUUGAUAGAUUGGUAAUACAAAGUUGAUCUUCUGCUAUGGGAAAACAAAACAACUGUUUUUCAUAAAGGACAUGUUACAGUUCAGAAAUAAAACUUUGAAUCUUAUUAGUUUCUGACCCAUGAGUUAGAUUUAGGUAAUAGGAGUGUUUGAGUCCAUAGAGAAUCUUAAGAGAUCAUUUAGUCCACCUCUCUUUUUUAGUUGGGGUAUUCAAAACCCAAAGAGGUGGCCUGGCCAAGGUUGGCCCAAGUAGAUAAGUAACUAAAUAUGAGCUAACGUCUCCUCACUUCAUGCUGUCCCUUGGCUUAAAAAGAUUUAGUAUAUGAUCAAGAAUACCUUAGCAAAAAGCUUCUAGUUUGUGUUUUCCCUCUGUGAAUCUGUUUGCUUUGUGAGACAGCCUGGGUUUUGCAAACAAAACAUCACAGAGAGAUUUAUUUUUAUAAGUUAGUUAUUUGUUGGUUAGGAUGAAUAUUGUAUUCUUCCUAAGCAAAUGGCUGAUUUGCUGGGUGUUGGUUAGGAAGGGGAAGAACAAGUAGGAAUAAUUUGAGAAGGAUCCAAAUGUGAAACUGAUUUUGCCUGGAAACAGUGUUUGUUUCCAUCAGGAUCUUCUGUUUUUGUUUCCAAGCUAUGAGAGUCCACGUAUGGAUACACCAAAAAUUAGGUUUAACUUGAAUAGUCAGAGGGAGUUCUUGAAGUUGUUCUAAUUUGAUGCAUUUACAUGUGAAUCUGAUUUGAAGUAUAAUUUCUAGCUUUCGUUAAAAAUUUAAAAUGAGAAUAAAAUUGAGUGAUUAGACUGUUAGGUAUCUUAAGCCUAAUGUCACUCAUUCUGUGGUCUAAUGAUGCUGCCUAGCAUUCUGGUUUUUAUAUCAUCCAGCCAAAGAGUUCCAAUUCUAUGCAACAGUGAGACACUAAUAUGUUAACCAAUGUUUCAGUAUUUUCUCUGAACAUCAUUUUAUCACAGGGAAAUUUCAAGUUGGAGUGCUUCCUUUGCUUACAUUCAUGUCCUGUUUGUGUUACUUGUUUGAAGGCAUGGGUUCUAAUAAGAUUGGUCUCUUUGGUUGGAGGCUAUUUCUGGAUUCAUUCAGGCAUUCAAGAAGCAUUUAUUGAGUACCUACUGUUGACAGGCAUUAUGCUAGAUACUGAGGAUAGGAAGGUAAGACUGCCAUGGUCUCUGCCCUCACAGAGCUUACAGUCUCAAGUAGUCUUAGUAAGAUAAGGUGUUCAUUUGAUUUUAUCUCAGAAAUAAUAAAACUGCCUUGCUUUCUUUGAUCACUUAAAAUCAGCAUAUUGAUGGUUUUGUAUCAGCAAAACUUCUAGUUCUCACCUUUUGCAACUCGAACCACUGAAGUGGUUUACAGUCUCCCCAACUUCUUGGCUGGAGAGGUGUUGUGUUUCUGUGAGACAGUUUCUUAAUUUGGGUGGUACUUGACUUUAUACGUUUCUUAGAUUGUAUUGCAAAGUGGUCAAGUUACUGAUAUCAAAUAUGUUUUACAGGGAAGAUGACUUUCAAAACUAGUCAUAUUCUUGUAGAGGAGGAAGAUUUUUUAAAACCUUAGACAUCCAACAUUUGUAUUUUAUGGAUCCCCAGGAUAACUAAAAAGGAGACAGGGCUCUCUUUACCACAGUUUGGUUUUGAAAAAAUUACUGUGUCACAGUUAUUUAUUUAUUAUUUAAUUUUAAAGGCAAACUCCAAACUGAAGUGGCUCUGAGGUAAAUCAGAUGUGGUUUUAAAUUGUUUUAGUUUCCUUAUUAGAAGAGUCUAUAUAUGGAGGGUGACCAGUGUCACUACUUCUAAAAUACUGUCCUAAACAAACAACCCAGAACAUUUUAUUUCAGCUGGUGAAUAGCUGUUCUAAGUCUGUUGUAUGUUAGACAUACUGUGAACUACCUCUUCACUUACUAUGGGGAAGUUUCCUUAAUAAAAGUGUGACAAUUAAA